CAGAGUUCUUCAACCGGAAAGGCGAGUGCCCAUAAUGCCCUUCGAUGCGCUGUGCACUUACCGUAUCAUCCUUCUAUUUCUUCCUCUACGCAGGUGAAUUACAACAUAUCAACAGGCUCUGGUUCUGGCCCCUCGAAUCAGUACUACACGACAAAUAUCUCUUCCCGAAAGAGGAAGCCGACACUAUAUCCGCCUUCCUCACUCCAAUGCUCCAAUUGCACCCCGAGCGCCGCGCCAAAGCCUUUGAGCUCGUCCACCACACCUGGCUCGAUGCUAUAAUGGUGCAGGGCGAGAUCGACGUCAUCCGCCGUGCCGAUGAAGAAGAAGCGAUGAGACGCAAGUCGUCGCAACAGCUUCAACUUGAGGGUGCGCUUGAUGCUGAUGAGGUCACGGUGGAUGCUAUGAAGCCGGUUAGGGAAGCGUAUAGUGGGAAUAAUAAUGGGACCCAGCAGCAGCAGUCGGUACAACCUGGGCCUGGACCGCAUCAGGCUCCUAUACUCUCUGCGCCUCCUGUUCCGCCUGUUUUUGUGCCUGUUCCUGUUUUUGUUACACCACUACCUGCAAAUACCGUAGCACAUCUCUUUUUCUCUCUCUUACCAUCCAUCAUAGUGUGUUGCUAUCUCACAGUACUAGUCUCAGAUUUUCUGUACCCAUAGACCGCGACGAGAUGAACAUUAUGUACUUAGUGCUUACCUGCCCCCUGCC
Molecule: messenger RNA, 705 nt
Organism: Suillus clintonianus
Lineage: Eukaryota; Fungi; Basidiomycota; Agaricomycetes; Boletales; Suillaceae
Exons: 3
Biological process (GO): spliceosomal complex assembly; regulation of mRNA processing
Source: RefSeq, a predicted model, not a curated record